This is a messenger RNA of Strongylus vulgaris, 423 nucleotides long. NCBI's taxonomy places the organism in Eukaryota, Metazoa, Nematoda, Chromadorea, Rhabditida, Strongylidae. The record is from the annotation of a GenBank genome assembly.
AUGAUUGCUAUUCUUAUGGUAGUAAUCAUUCGACUUGUACUGUACAUUGAUCUUAUAUUUACCGGAAAUCAAAGUCCUCAUCAAAGUCCAUCCGAUGGGAAAACGAUCAAUACAAUGCCAUUCGUCUGUGAGGCAAUGUAUUUUCUGUUGGAGUACUUCAAGACCGUGGCAUUUGGGUGGAUGUUCUUAGAGGGAUUCUAUCUACAUAAUCAGUUGGUGCUUACCGUCUUCAACUCUGAACCUCGGCUAGCACCAUAUUUGAUAGCUGGAUACGGUAUACCUGGACUUCAUACGCUCAUAUGGCUCUUCGUUAUGUUGAUAAAGAAAGACUUCAAGGUCGAGCGAUGUCUGGGCUCGUAUUAUCUGGAACCUGAAUUCUGGAUCCUUGAUGGGCCACGAAUGGCAGAGCUUGUGGUAGGUUGA